AUGGGCAAGGUUUGCGCCAUUUUUGGAGGAUCCCGAGGAAUAGGAAAAGCUGUUGCAGAAUUACUGGCACAGAAAGGCUGCCGCCUGGCGAUCAUUGCGAGAAAUCUGGAAGUAGCCCAAACCACUGCACGUAAUCUUGGUGCAGGACAUCUGGCCCUUAGCUGUGAUGUAUCCAGCGAACAAGAAGUCCAAAAAACUUUUGAGGAGAUGCAGAGGAAUUUAGGUCCUAUUAACUACUUGGUUAAUGCAGCUGGGAUCAACAGGGAUAGUUUGUUACUGAGAACCAAAACUGAAGAUAUGAUAGCCCAGAUUCACACUAACCUUUUGGGAACAAUGUUGACAUGCAAAGCUGCUGUAAAAAGCAUGAUUCAACAACAGGGAGGUGCUAUUGUCAAUAUAGGAAGUGUUGUAGGACUUAAAGGCAACUCUGGUCAAAGUGUAUACAGUGCUACCAAAGCAGGAUUAGUUGGAUUUUCACGCUCCCUUGCUAAAGAAGUAGCAAAAAAGCAAAUUCGAGUCAAUGUGGUUGCUCCAGGCUUUAUUCACACAGAGAUGACUGCUCAUUUGGAAGAAGAUCAGUUGAAGAAAGCAAUUCUCCUUGGAAGAUUUGGAGAGCCUCAUGAAGUUGCACAAGCUGUUGUCUUUCUUCUGGAGUCCCCUUAUGUUACAGGGAGUACUCUAGUUGUAGAUGGAGGCUUGCAGCUUCUGACUUAAAUACUACCUUGAAUAAGUACCUACUUCAAUGUCAUGAUACUACUAUAUAAAUAUAUACUAAUUAAAGGGGGGGGGGAGAAAAUCAGUUGAAGAGUGAUGUAUAUAAUUGACUUGAUAUUAUUUAGUCAGAGGAGAAAUUCAGCAGUGAAGUCCAGCGUGUAUGUUUAGCUACCUGCAAGAGUCCAUUUGGUAUUAUGAAGCCUGUAUAUGUAACAAUUUGAAAAAGAUCUCCUUUUGGCAUGGUGAUAGUUUUAAAUAACAUGCUGAUAAAUUUUUAAAGCACUAUAUUUUUAUAAAGUCAUGUUUUCUAAUUUGACAUAGAGUGGAGAUUUUAUUCGAAUUAUGUUACACAAAGGUUAAUAAAGUGCAGAGACAUGUUUAUUGGUUGGCAGGUGUGAUCGCAUCAAGUUUUUCAUGUAGGGCAAAGAUUGUGAACUGC
Messenger RNA from Tauraco erythrolophus (red-crested turaco), 1153 nucleotides. Lineage: Eukaryota; Metazoa; Chordata; Aves; Musophagiformes; Musophagidae. The record is from RefSeq and is a predicted model, not a curated record.